This is a messenger RNA of Thlaspi arvense, 2271 nucleotides long. The record is from the annotation of a GenBank genome assembly. Lineage: Eukaryota; Viridiplantae; Streptophyta; Magnoliopsida; Brassicales; Brassicaceae.
AUGGCUGCAAGAACCGAGCUCAGGGGUUUUCUGAAACAGAGCCAAAAGACCUCAGAUGCGAGAUAUCCGGACUCCACUGGUCAAACAAAUAGUGAGAUUCCGGCCAGGACGAAACGUUCGAGCCAUAGUCGAAAGGAACGUGUCAAUGAGAGUUCGGAGCAGAAUAGUGACGAGCUUGUGAAAUACAUGUCCAAGUUGCCAGGUUAUCUCCAACGUAUGGAGAGAGGAGAAGAAAGCGCCCAAAGUAAUGUUUUGAAUGUUGGAGUCUUGGACUGGGGACGUCUACAGCAAUGGAAGCAUGGCCGAGCAAAAGACUCUGGUGAAAGAUUAGGAAGAAGUGAGAGAAUGGUGUCUACUUCUACUUCAGGAGCAGUUCCCAAUGACUCUCGUAGGUGUAAGAUUGAUGACCAGGUCCAGACUUUUUCAAAUCUCGGUAAAGCGAAAGCUUCACGGGAUCUUCAACAUUCUGUUCGAUGCACUUUGGAACCUGAGCUGGCUUCUAGGGAUUCUUUAAAUAAGCAGGGAAUAGCUACUUGCAGCUAUAAGUCCUCUGGUAAGAGCAGAAGAUCGCGUUCAGUUUUAUUGUCAGAAAUGGGAAACUCCGGCGCAAAGGGAAACUUAGUGGUCCGGGAUAAGGAGACUCAGAAGAGAGCUACAGAAAGUGGAAAAAACUGCGUUGAGAAGUUAGAUGAAGAGGUGAAGGUCGUUGGAGAUUCAGAAGCUGCUCUUACUUCUGAAAAGCAGGAGAGUCCUCAGGUCAGCAACAUUGUUCUCCUGCGGUCAAGCAAACAGUCCCGAAGCACUCUUUCCGCUGAGCCCCAAAUGUCACCGGAUGAUAACGUGAAAGUAGCUAGGGAGGUUAACCGGUCUCUUGAUCUUUCCGACAGAAUCAACUGUUCUGUAGGAUUGAGAUCUCAAAUUCCUCGUUCAUGUCCACUCUCCUUCGAGCUAGAGAGAGAUUCCGAAGAUAUGAUGUUGCCUCUUGGUGCUGAUCUUUCUGGUAAAAAGGAACGGUUUGGUGGGAGAAGGCAUUCAAAGAUAUUUGAUCAAGAAAUGCCUGAAGAUGAUGAAUCCAGAAAGAACAGUCAACCUUCACCAAGCAAGCGGUUUAGUUUUAGCUUCGGCCGUCUCAGCAGAAGUUUCACCUUCAAAGAGGAAUCAGCUGGGCAACCUUUGAGUUCUUAUGAUGAUAGUACCAUCAAAUCUGAUUCUAUGAGAUUUGAUGGUUCAGUUUGUCCAUCUCAGUCAAGUAACCGGGAGAAGCAGGGGUCUCGAGGUAGCCCUCUAAGAAGGCUUCUUGACCCUUUACUGAAAUCCAAAGGCUCUGAAAAAGUUCUUGCGUCAAAAGCAAGAUCGAGUUCUUCAAAUACAAAGCCAACCAUCGACGUACCACUUCAAGAUGAAAGGAAGCAGGAUACAUCGAGAACCCGAGCUCUUUUUCAGCUAACGAUCAGGAACGGCAUUCCUCUAUUUCAAUUUUUGGUCGAUGAUAAGGACAACAACCACAACAGCAGGAGCAUUCUCGGGGCAACAAUGAAAAACUCGGCUUCAGCGUUCAAAGACGACUCUGUUCAGUACUGCACAUUCUACUCUGUUGAUGAAGUCAAAAAGAAAAAAAGCGGAAGCUGGCUAACGCAUGGACACAAAGCGAAACAACGCGGGAUCGUCUACACUGUAAUAGGUCAAAUGCGGUUAAGCAACUCUAUGAGCUCAGACAUAGCCGAGCAGAAAUCCGAAAACAUUUCUCCUGUGAUCAGAGAAUCAGUUCUCUUUGAUGAAUCAGAGCAAGUAAAAAGGAGGAAAGAGGUUGCUGCUGUAGUGAUCAACAAGAAGAAGGCUGUGGAAGAAAACUGCACUGCCGUCUCUGUGAUAAUUCCAGGCGGCGUUCACAGUUUUCCGGAGAAAGGAGCACCGUCACCGUUGAUUAGCCGGUGGAGAUCCGGAGGGUUAUGCGACUGCGGUGGCUGGGAUGUUGGAUGUAAACUCCAUGUUCUCUCCAACAAAACACUCGUCCAUGAAUUCGACCAAAGCUUCAAACUUUUCGAUCAGGAAGAAAGUGAUCAAGAAGGCUCGGGUCCUGCUUUGGCGAUGACAGAGCUGAAGACAGGGAUCUACAGGGUGGAGUUUGGUUCGUGUCUUUCGCAUCUACAAGCGUUUUUUGUGUGCGUGACGGUCAUAACUUGUGCCUCCGAGGAGGAAACGGUGUCAGUGACCACCGUAAAAUCAUCCUCUCCGUUUGCGCCGCCGCUAUCUCCAGUUGGAAGAGUCUAA